AUGCUGAGGAGACGCCGCCGCUCCCGACGUGGGCGGAGCUUGGUCCUGGCCCCGCCCCCCCCCCCCGCGCGCCCCGCCCCGGAAGCCCCUUCUCGGUCCGCGCCGCGGGCGAGCCGCGCCUCCUGCUCCUCGGGCGGCUGGUUCGGCGUCAGCUCGGGGCACCCAGCCGCCCAGGGGGGUACGCGACGCUCCUCGGAUCCCUCAGUUCUUUUCCGCUUGCUUCCCGGCUCUGCUCCCUGCACAGCAGCCUCGGCCUCCUCCCUUCUGGGAGUCAGCCCAGAUGUGGAGGGGCCCCCACCAAUCCCGCACUGGCAAUCGGGGACAGCAGACCAAAGGUCCAAUUCGGAUACAGAUCGAGAGGAGGGCCCUGUUCUGGAGCCUGGGAAAUCCAAGGUCGUUGUGCCAGUAGAUUUGGUGUCUGGUGAGGGCUUCCUGGUUAAUAGGAGCCAGAAGAGUGUCAUGCUGAGUUGGGAGGAGGGAUCAGCCCUCUUCUCACCUCUGAGCCACACUUUUCACCUGGAAUCUAGACACCUAUGUUCUGCCUGGACACACCGCUUCUCCUUCAACUCAACCUUCAAUUUCCAGUCCCCAGGGUCAACUCUCAGCUUCCUGUCCUCUAUGUCCUCUUCCCUUCCCCAGAUAAAAUCACAGAAAGCUUCAGAAAUAAAGCUUGGUGUUAACUAG
Messenger RNA from Eptesicus fuscus (big brown bat), 684 nucleotides. RefSeq lists its product as uncharacterized. The coding region runs from base 1 to 684 and encodes 227 amino acids. Lineage: Eukaryota; Metazoa; Chordata; Mammalia; Chiroptera; Vespertilionidae. The record is from RefSeq and is a predicted model, not a curated record. The transcript is spliced from 4 exons.